Aureobasidium pullulans EXF-150 is the source of this 1296-nucleotide messenger RNA. Its product is annotated as Fumarylacetoacetase. Gene Ontology annotation, molecular function: fumarylacetoacetase activity. Gene Ontology annotation, biological process: L-tyrosine catabolic process; homogentisate catabolic process; L-phenylalanine catabolic process. The transcript is spliced from 2 exons. NCBI's taxonomy places the organism in Eukaryota, Fungi, Ascomycota, Dothideomycetes, Dothideales, Saccotheciaceae. The coding region runs from base 1 to 1296 and encodes 431 amino acids. The record is from RefSeq and is a predicted model, not a curated record.
AUGGCUCUCAAAAGCUGGCUGUCCAUUGCUGCCGACUGCCAUUUCUCGUUGGCCAACAUCCCAUUCGGCAUCAUCAGCACUCGCACUAGACCCACACCAAGACCUGCUAUUGCCAUUGGAGAUUACGCCUUGGAUCUGGAUCAGUUUUCAACUCACAAUGGUUUCGCAGCUCUGUCAGUGAUCCAACCCCAUCAGCACGUCUUCUCGGACACAACUCUAAACGCAUUCGCCGGCUUAGGACGACCCAUGCACACAGCCGUUCGCAAGUAUCUCCAGUCAGUCUUCUUGGAAACGACGCCAUUUCCAGACAUCUUGAAGGACAAUACAUCGGUUCAAGAGGCUUGUUUGAUUCCUCUGAAGGAUGUCAAGAACCAUGUCCCCAUGCAGAUUGGUGAUUACACAGACUUCUAUGCUGGCUUGAAUCAUGCAUUCACUGUAGGUGAACUGUUUCGAGGGGCCUCAAACGCUCUACAGCCCAACUACAAACACCUUCCAGUGGGUUACCAUGGGCGUGCCUCGAGCAUUGUCGUGUCUGGCACGCCAGUUCGUCGACCACUUGGCCAAAUACUUGAGGAUCCUACAGCUGAGAUCAAGAAGCCUAUCUUGAGCGCCUGCAGAAAGCUCGACAUCGAACUCGAGCUCGGAGCGUUCAUCUGCAAAAACAACAACAUGGGAGAGCCAAUCCCCAUCGACGAGGCCCCAGACUACAUCUUCGGCGUCGUGCUGCUCAACGACUGGUCUGCUCGCGAUAUCCAGGCCUGGGAGUACGUACCUCUAGGGCCUUUCACUGCAAAGAAUUUUGCAUCCUCUAUUAGCCCUUGGGUCGUUCUGAGUGACACACUCGAGCCCUAUCGCACAUCUGGCCUUGAUAACGACGUGGAAGUCUUGGACUAUUUGAAGGAGAAAAGCAAGAACAAUGUCUACGACAUCAAAUUGGAAGUUGAGCUCAGAACUUCCUCGGGUGCCACCACCACAAUCUCUCGUACAUCAGGAAGGAACCUCCUCUUUUCUUUCAACCAGAUGCUCACCCACCACUCUAUUACCGGUUGCCCCAUGCGUAUAGGAGAUAUGCUAGGUUCUGGCACCAUCUCAGGGACAGAAGCAUCUGAGCGUGGCAGUCUUCUCGAGCAAAACAGAAACAGUAAAACGGUCAUCAAGCUUGAAGGUGGUGAGCAGCGUGUCUUCUUGGAGGAUGGUGAUGAAGUCACCAUCAGGGGAGUGUGUAUCGGCGAAGAUGGAUUGCGAGUGGGCUUUGGAGAAUGCAAAGGCAACAUCAUCCCUGCUGUAUCUAUCUAG